AUGGCCUCUUACCACACUCGAUCUUUCAGUUUCCCCUCAAACUCUCACCCAGUUGCUGAUCAGUUGGAUGCACAAUUGUGCAGAUUGAGAUCAUCUCAAGCUGCUUCAACUUCAUCCCUGACCACCAAACUUAACGGCCUAAAUGAUUUAUACAAGUGUGUUGAAGAGUUUCUUCAACUACCCCAAAAUCAGAAAACCGUAUCUCAAACUCAAGGCGAAAAUGUAGUUGAGCAAGUGUUGGAUGGAUCUCUUAGACUACUUGACAUCUGUUCAACAUCUCGAGAUGUCUUGGCACUUUCAAAGGAAAGGCUCCAAGACAUACAAUCAGUGCUUCGAAGAAGGUGUAGUGGUGAACUUGACAUUACCAAUGAAGUCGCUGAGUACCUAAAAACACGAAAAUCAUCCAAGAAGAUAAUCAAGAAGUGCUUGAAAGAUAUCAAUACAGUUGAAAAAACUAACGAGUCUAUUGCCAUCGAGAACAUGCUCAAAGAUGUUCAAGCAGUGUCAAUUGAUGUCUUCAAGUCCUUGUUGUCUUACAUAGGUGAAUCAAAGAAAAGUAGCUGGUCUUUCUCAAAGCUUGUUCGCCAAAGAGCCGAGAAGGAAGCAACAACUUCUAUUAGUGAAUUUGAUGUUGUUGAUGCUACUCUGGAGUUGAUCAACCAGAAAAAGAAAGUAAAUAUUGAAAUGUCACAAUUGGUCAAUUUGGAAUCUGAAGUUCAAGAAAUUGAUGAAGUAUUAGAAAGCUUAUUUAGGCAUCUGAUUAAGACAAGAUCAACUCUUCUCAAUGUCCUUAGUAACUAG
Molecule: messenger RNA, 801 nt
Organism: Spinacia oleracea (spinach)
Lineage: Eukaryota; Viridiplantae; Streptophyta; Magnoliopsida; Caryophyllales; Amaranthaceae
Exons: 1
Coding region: 1-801 (266 amino acids)
Biological process (GO): root development; shoot system development
Source: RefSeq, a predicted model, not a curated record